Messenger RNA from Cryptosporidium muris RN66, 1959 nucleotides. Its product is annotated as major facilitator superfamily transporter. Gene Ontology annotation, cellular component: membrane. Gene Ontology annotation, molecular function: transmembrane transporter activity. The transcript has a single exon. NCBI's taxonomy places the organism in Eukaryota, Apicomplexa, Conoidasida, Eucoccidiorida, Cryptosporidiidae. The record is from RefSeq and is a predicted model, not a curated record. Gene Ontology annotation, biological process: transmembrane transport. Bases 1 to 1959 code for a protein of 652 amino acids.
AUGAUUGGUAAUAAGGGAGACUCACUACAGAGAUGUAGUGCAGAGGACAACAAACUAUCCAGUGAAGCAAUAAACCCACCUUGCUAUAGGAUGCAACGCUUUAGAGAACAUCCUCACGCUAUACGCUUCGUAUUCUCAUGGAUGCUUCUGACUCAAACCCUACGUAACUAUGACACUGGGGCUUUACCAGUUUUACUUGGUGUUAUUACAGAAGAAUUUGGCUUACAGAAUGUUCAGCUUGGUCUGCUUGGUGCAGUACCAUAUAUUGCGGCAAUGUUUAUGGCUUUUAUUGUGAAUAGUCUACUACAAGUUUCAAGCCAAAAGUGGAUUAUUACUGUUUCUCUUAUUUUCUUAUCCGUUGGGCUUGCACUCAUGUUGGCCUCAACAUCGAGUGCUUUACUUUUUAUAUCAAGAUUUAUUAUUGGUGCAAUGCAAGCACCUCUAAGUAUUUAUAUGCCUGUAUGGAUUGAUGAAUUUACUCCACCAAAUAAGCUGACAGCUUGGAUGGGUGUUUCACAAAUAACGAUGAUUGUUGGGGUUGCCAUGGGAUAUUUAAUUACAGGUUUUACAAAAGGAUUUCAUAAUGGAUGGCGAUAUUCACUUGUUGUUCCCUGUGUAUCUUUAUUUAUACUUUCAAUUUGCUUGAUAUUCACCAACGCUGCAUAUUUCAAUGUGCCAUAUAACAAAUCUAAAGAACUUAAGAUAAACGUUGAAAAGAUAUCAUCAGCCAUAGCCAAUAACAUUAGACUUGAAAAUGAGAGUCAAGGUACAAGUGAUAUAUAUAUAAAUAUUUCUGAUAAAAAGCACAAAUUUUCACUUUGUUCAAUAGAAAUGGUUGAAAGCCCAAACACACUAUCUACAGCUAAUACCUCUAAAAGUAGCUAUGAUACUAAUAAUGAAGAGUAUUCCAAUUCAUCCAAUAAUUUCUCCAUCACUCCAAUGACAAAAAUUAUGUUUGAUAUGAGGAAGUCUCCUCCGAGUAUCGACUCAAUUAUAUCUACUUCACAGUCAAUUGAUAAUGAUGAGCCAAGAAGUUACUUUUCACCCAUAAAGACAGAGACAAAAGCUUUGAAUAUUUUUGUAAAAAGUUGCAGUGAAAAAACAACUGUGACAAUUGAGAAUUCUGUUUCUCCAUCUAUUUCUCAUUCUGUAUCACUAGCAGAUAUAACUACUGGAAUUUCUCCACUUUCAUCAUCAAAUCGCAUUUUUUUUGGGGUAGAGUCAUUUCUGUGCACAUCUAAGGACAAGAAUUCCGAAAUAGGUAACUCAAGACUUAAAAAAGUUACUAAAUUUUUUUCUUUUAAACGUUGGAAGCUCUUAUCUGAAAAUAAUAUUUACAUUCUAUCAGUGAUUGUACUUUCAAUAAUUUUUUAUACAGUAACAGCUGUACAAUACUGGACAACAAGAUUUUUGCAGCAGACAUAUAAUACAAAUGAAGGGAUUAUUUUGAUGUCAUUCUCAACCACUGCAGGAACAGCACCUACUGCAGGCAUUAUAGUAUCUGCCCUCUUAAUAGACUCAAUAGGUGGUUAUAAGACUCCAAAAGGACUAUUCUACACAAUGUUAUUUUGUCUAGGAUGUUCCAUAACUGCAACAGUAUUUGGUAUAAUUGCACUGGUUAUUGAUCACUUCUUUGCAACUAUUGCAGGAAUUUGGGGACUACUAUUUUUUGGGUCAUUUUUAGUUCCCCCAAUUACAGGUAUAUGUGUUGGUGUUGUUGAACUUCAAAUGAGGCAAUUUGCUGCUACAGUAUCGAUGAUUACCUAUCAUAUUCUAGGUUUUGCACUUGGAAGUGUCUUACCAGGUGCACUUUUACAAGUGACAGGAGUAUCAAGGCUUGGUAUGACCAUUGUUUAUGGCUUCCCUGGAAUUGGCAUAUUUUUCAACCUAAUUGCUUGUAUUAUUGCUUUUAAGAAAUAUAAGGAGUCGGGAUACUCUGACAAGUCUAACUUUCUGUAG